Sclerotinia borealis F-4128 is the source of this 594-nucleotide messenger RNA. The record is from the annotation of a GenBank genome assembly. NCBI's taxonomy places the organism in Eukaryota, Fungi, Ascomycota, Leotiomycetes, Helotiales, Sclerotiniaceae.
AUGAGCUGCCCAGCUGAUACCUUCAUUGUCCCUGCUGCUGCGCUCAGCAGUCCCAGCUACAUUAAUGCUUGUACUGCGGUCAACAUCACCUCCAACUCUGCUGCUCAGAGCGCUUUGACAACCUGUUGCGGUAGUGCUCCUGUCACCGUCAUCAUGGAUGGUUGCUACAGUUACUGCAAUGUUACUAGCAGCGCUGAUCAACAAACUUUCGAGCGAUGCUUCAAGUCCAGCUCUGGCACAACCGAUGUCGACUACGCCUGUACCUUGGAUGACAAUCCUCUCGACUCGGCCGGAACAACUCUCCCUGCCUCUGCCGGUAGUACCUACCUUGGUGGAAGCAGUGGUACUCUUGUCUUCCCAAGCGCCACUGAUUCAUCAAUCACCGCUGCAACAACCACUGGUACUGUCACCACCACAGCAGUCUCUGGACAAGCUACCGCAAAGAGCUCAACCUCCGGCAAGACUUCAGCUUCAGCGACCUCUUCUGGUGCCACUGCUUCCUCAACUGCGAACGCUGGUCAACCAACCGUCAAGCAAUUCUCCAAGGGCGCCGCCGCAAUUCUCGCACUUGCUUUUGUUGGUCUCUGGGCUUAG